GUGAGAGAGUGAGUAAAGCUUAGUGUGUGUGUUUUCUUUCUGCCAUAUAUAGGGGCAAACUUGCUGAGAUGAGGUUGUGUGUUAUAUAGUCUGUGAACUAUCUGUAAACCUCACUUUCUUUCUAUCUUUCUUCUAUACCCUCGGGACUAUAAGAAGUUCUGCAUACUUGGCCUGCUUUAACCACAGUUGGAGGAAAAUUAUUAAGAAUUUGAUAGAUUACUUUGUCCUGUUGAUUUUGAAGAUCUGUUCAGUUGCUGGCAAACAUGGAAGGACUGAAUGACGUUCAUGAUGACGGAUCCUUCAUGUUCACCUCAGAGUCUGUGGGAGAAGGGCAUCCAGAUAAAAUCUGUGACCAAAUCAGUGAUGCAGUUCUUGACGCACACUUGAAGCAGGACCCGGAUGCUAAAGUGGCCUGUGAAACUGUUUGUAAGACUGGUAUGGUACUUCUCUGCGGUGAGAUCACAUCUCGGGCCAACGUUGACUACCAGAAUAUUGUGCGUGACACCAUUAAACACAUUGGAUACGACAACUCUGAAAAAGGCUUUGACUAUAAAACCUGCAAUGUGCUGGUGGCUCUCGAGCAGCAGUCUCCUGAUAUAGCGCAGGGUGUCCACAUUGACAGACAUGAAGAAGACAUUGGAGCUGGAGACCAGGGGCUCAUGUUUGGCUAUGCCACUGAUGAGACGGAGGAGUGCAUGCCACUCACAAUUGUCCUCGCUCACAAACUCAAUGCCAAAAUGGCCGAACUGCGGCGGGAUGGCACCAUCCCAUGGCUCCGCCCAGACUCAAAAACUCAGGUCACUGUGCACUACAAACAGGAGAAUGGCGCUGUGAUACCUUUGCGUGUCCAUACAGUGGUCAUCUCCGUCCAACAUGAUGACUACAUUUCACUGGAGGAGCAGCAGCGUAUUCUGAAGGAGAAGGUCAUCAAAGCUGUGGUGCCAGCAAAAUAUCUCGACGAUAAUACUGUCUACCAUCUGCAGCCAAGUGGACGCUUUGUCAUCGGAGGGCCUCAGGGAGAUGCUGGUGUCACGGGUAGGAAGAUUAUUGUAGACACAUAUGGUGGAUGGGGGGCUCAUGGUGGUGGGGCCUUCUCUGGAAAGGACUACACCAAGGUGGACCGCUCUGCUGCCUAUGCUGCACGCUGGGUGGCUAAGUCUCUGGUGAAGGCCAAACUGUGCAGAAGAGUGUUGGUUCAGGUGUCUUAUGCCAUUGGAGUCGCGCACCCUCUCUCAAUCUCCCUCUUCACCUAUGGCUCAUCGGAAAAAACAGAGAAGGAGUUGCUACAGAUUGUCAACAAGAACUUUGACCUCCGACCAGGUGUCAUUGUUAGGGACCUGAACCUGAAGAGGCCGAUAUACCAGAGCACCGCCUGCUACGGUCAUUUUGGCCGAUCAGAGUUCCCCUGGGAGACGGCCAAGAGUCUCAAGGUUUAGAGGCGUGCGAGUCCUACCUUCAGUCAUUCAGUCGCUCUUUCCUCCAGCGCUCCUCUCUCAACUGAUUUUGGUUCUCUUCCCGCAUAUGCUACAUUUCAGAUUAGAUGAAUAUACUGUAAAUGUAAAGAUUGAUAAAUGAAAAGACGUCUGUUGUGAAAGGAUCCCUCACAACUGUUUCAUCACGUCGACACUCAUGACAAUCGAUCAUUCCUUAAAACUGAAGUGCGUCCUAUCCCAGCUUGCCAUAGAGAAAA
Sinocyclocheilus anshuiensis is the source of this 1690-nucleotide messenger RNA. It is a transcript of the gene mat1a, whose product is annotated as methionine adenosyltransferase 1A. The transcript is spliced from 9 exons. Gene Ontology annotation, biological process: S-adenosylmethionine biosynthetic process. Bases 264 to 1436 code for a protein of 390 amino acids. Gene Ontology annotation, molecular function: methionine adenosyltransferase activity; ATP binding. NCBI's taxonomy places the organism in Eukaryota, Metazoa, Chordata, Actinopteri, Cypriniformes, Cyprinidae. The record is from RefSeq and is a predicted model, not a curated record.